Molecule: messenger RNA, 906 nt
Organism: Anolis sagrei ordinatus
Lineage: Eukaryota; Metazoa; Chordata; Lepidosauria; Squamata; Anolidae
Source: RefSeq, a predicted model, not a curated record
AUGUUUUCUGCCGAGUACAUUGCUUUUUUGGUAACUACAACUGUCUUGAACAUCAGCGGGCUCAUCUCUAAUGCCUUUAUUGUUACUGUGGUGAUCACCCAAUGGACUAAAUGCAGGAGACUUGUAUCCAGUGAACAACUCUUUCUAAGUCUGGCUCUGUCCAUUGUGUGUGUGGCAAUUAUCCUUAGUGUGUAUUGUUUCAGUUUUACAACUUUAUCCAGUUACAGUUAUACAAAUUUCCAGACAUGGUCCUCCUUUUUUGCAUUUGCUGUGAUAUUCAGAUAUUGGCUCACUGCCUUGCUAUGUUCCUUCUACUGCAUCAAAAUCGUGAACAGUACCCACACUUUCUUCCUUUGGUGUAAACUGAGGAUAUCAUGGCUAAUACCCCAACUUCUGGUGGGAUCUAUUAUUAUCUCCUUAUUAGCUGUCAUUGUGACUUUAAGUUUUAUGCAUAUACCAUCAUCCUCAGCCAAUGCUACAACCAUGACUGAAGCAAAGUCACAUAACGAAAGCGGCAACAGUUUUCUUGUGUUCUUUUUAACUGUUGGAUCUGGUUGUCCCUUCCUUUUGGUUUUAUUGUGCUCCAUUUUAGUUGUUGCAUCGCUCUGUGGACAUGUGUGUCAAAUGACAAGUAAAGAAUCCAAUUUCAAGAGUUUCCAGACAAAAGCUCAUAUCCGGGCAGCUGGGACAGGGCUCUCUCUGCUAUUACUUUUUCUUUCGUUUUUUGUGGCACAGAUUUUCUCCUUGACUAGACUCGAGAGGCAUGAUGAGCAUCUUCUUCCAGUACUGUUGGCGGGAUACUCUCCUGCUCAGGCUGCCAUUCUGGUGUUGAAAAACCCCAAAUUAAAGCAGGCAUUAGCCGCAAUGGUUCAAAGAACAGUCUUAAUAUUUGAGGAGAAAAGUUGA